Molecule: messenger RNA, 2278 nt
Organism: Mangifera indica (mango)
Lineage: Eukaryota; Viridiplantae; Streptophyta; Magnoliopsida; Sapindales; Anacardiaceae
Product: protein EXECUTER 2, chloroplastic-like
Exons: 11
Coding region: 91-2046 (651 amino acids)
Biological process (GO): singlet oxygen-mediated programmed cell death; response to singlet oxygen
Cellular component (GO): thylakoid membrane
Source: RefSeq, a predicted model, not a curated record
AAUUGAAACGGGUCUAAAUAUUGUAUUGAAGCCAGAACUUAUCUAGCGACCCUAUCCAUAUUCCAAACAACAGAAAACUGAAAGAGAGAGAUGAUGGUUGCAAAUAAUGGUUUGGGAAUGAAUAUGAAUAUCUUUCAUACAAUUUCGGCACCCCAAUUGAGCCCUUUCCAUUUCUCAGCCAAGAAAUUUAACAGUUCGAGUUUUGUUUUGGGCUGUUGGAGUUCGAGUUUCGCUUCAUUUUCCAGAUACAAGAACUCUAAGAACUUAAAAUCUUUCUGUUGUCUCUGCAGCAGUAGUAACAAUAAUAAUAAUGCUAAUAAUAACUCUUCUUCUUGUUUGGAUUGGGAUUGGAAUCGAUGGACUCGCCACUUCUCUGAAAUCGAACAAGCUGAGAGCUAUGCCUCUGUUCUAAAGUUUCAACUUGAAGAUGCAAUUGAGAAUGAAGACUUCCAAGGAGCUGCCAAGUUGAAAAAGGCAAUUGCAGAAGCUACUUCAAAGGAUACUGUAGCAGAAAUAAUGUCUCAGUUGAAGAUGGCAAUAGAUGAAGAGCGCUACAAUGAUGCUUCUAGAUUGUGUAGAGAUACAGGAAGUGGACUGGUUGGCUGGUGGGUGGGCUACUCCAAGGAUUUGGAUGAUCCAUUUGGCAGAUUGGUACACAUAACACCUGGAGUUGGCAGAUUUGUUGCAAGGAAUUACAGCCCAAGACAGUUGGUCACUGCAUCCCCUGGAACUCCACUAUUUGAAAUCUUUGUGGUCAAAGAUAAUGAGGAAUCCUAUGUGAUGCAGGUAGUAUAUUUGCACCGAGCAAAGGGAAGUUCAACAAACUCUGCAAGUUCACCUUCCAAGUCCACUAAAAUUCCAUCAACUUCUGAAGUUGAUAAUUCCUCUGUUGUAGAUGUUCAAGGAACUGAAGUUAAGGCAGAGAGAAUUGAUGACAAGGGCAUAAAUAUUGAGGGAGCAACUGAGGAAGGGAUAAAAAGUGUUAUAAAUUUUCUUAAAGAAAAAAUUCCAGGACUCAAAGUGAAAGUUAUGAACAUUGAUGUUACUGAGGAAGUGAUGGAUGGUACUGACUCUGUGAAGCAGUUGAUGCAAGAUGAUGAGGAGAAAGGAUCUAGAGAGGAUUUGGCAGGUGAAACUGAUAACUUGGAAGAGAUUCAACCUGAUGGGGUGGCUCUUGAAGCAGGUAGUGAUUCCUCAGAAGAUGGAAAGGAUUUGGAUACAAAACUUUUUAUUGGUGGAGUUGUACAUAAUAAUGAGGAUAUUCCUUCCAAGGAUGAUUAUGUGCGUCGUCUGCCGGCUGAUGUUACAGAUAUGGAGAGAGAUUCGUUUGUACUUCAUGUUCCUAGGAGAAGUCUUGAUUAUGAUAAUGGAGAAAGUAACUUGUCAAAAGUGAAAGUAGCUGCUAUAGUAGCUCAAGGUGUUUCAGAACUUAUGCCUUCUGAAAUAGCCAAGGCAUUUUGGAGUUCAGAAAAGGCUUCAUCAAAGGUCUCUAGAGAUGUACGUGAAAUUGUGAAACUUGCUGUCAGUCAGGCACAGAGGCAGAGCAGACUACCUGAAUAUACAACUUUUAGUCGAAUUAGCACUUCUGAAGGCAACAUAGAUCCAUUUGAAGGACUGUAUGUUGGUGCAUUUGGCCCUUAUGGCACUGAAGUUGUGCAGUUAAGGCGCAAAUAUGGUCAGUGGAAUGGGGAGGAUGGCAAGUCUUCAGAUGUUGAGUUUUUUGAAUUUGUGGAGGCAACAAAAUUGACUGGGGACCUCAAUGUUCCUGCUGGCCAGGUGACAUUUCGCGCCAAAAUUGGGAAAGGCAGUCGCUUUGCAAACCGUGGGAAAUAUCCAGAUGAACUGGGAGUGGUUGCAAGUUACAGUGGCCAAGGAAGAAUAGCAGAAUUUGGGUUCCGAAAUCCCAAAUGGGUUGAUGGUGAACUGCUUCAACUUAAUGGGAAGGGCAUAGGACCAUAUGUCAAAGGUGCAGAUCUUGGUUUCCUUUACAUUGUCCCUGAGCAAAGUUUCCUUGUGUUGUUUAACCGAUUAAAGUUACCCAACUGAGCCAUCUAGUUAAUUUUUCAUUAACCUGUUAUAUAACGGCAAGAGACUAAGCAUCCAAAACUGGACAUGAGUUGGUUUGUAUACUGUGAAUGAGGAGAAUGAGAGUUGUUAUCAUACCUUUGAUGUUUGUAACUUGUUCCUUCCUUCUACAUGUUUUGUUUCAAGGAGUACAUCGGUUUUGUUUAUGACUUAACAUAGAUGUUAAAUGAUGCAGCAUAAAAAAUUAUGGACA